AAAGUUAGAAAAAAAUUGGCGUGGGGGUCCCCCCAAAAUCCGUACAAAACCCGUAUUAUCCGAGCAUGCAGCCCGACAGGUCAGGAAAGGGAGGGAUGAGCGAGCGCCCCCCCCCCCCGAACCAUACCAGGCCACAUGCUCUCAACACGGGGGUGUGGUUUUGGGCAGAGGGGGCUCCCCCCUCAAAUCAUCUUGUCCCCACGUUGAUGGGGAUGAGCGCCUCUUCCCCACAACCUUGGGCUGUGGUUGUGGGGGCCUGCGGGCGGGAGGGCUUAUCAGAAUCUGGAAGCCCCCUU
Messenger RNA from Staurois parvus, 296 nucleotides. The record is from the annotation of a GenBank genome assembly. Lineage: Eukaryota; Metazoa; Chordata; Amphibia; Anura; Ranidae.